CGGUACAGUCAGUUUCAGUAAACGCAUGCGGGAAUCUGUUUUCCAGAAUAAAUACAGAGAGGACGGCAGGAGGAGCGUCUCCAGCUGCCUGUAUUCUCAGCUGCCCGAGACUCCAGAGACACAGUUUGUCCGAACAGUGACCGAACUGCAGAGCGACAGUAAAUAUAAAGAGGCAGGAAGGAAGCAGGCGUCAGGCGCUCUGUAUUCGCUGCUGCCGGAGACUCUGGAGACUCAACACGCCAAAGACGCCACGGACCUCCUGAGUCAGACGAAAUACAAGGAGGAGGCGAAGAAAGAGGCUUCUGCCAGUCUGUACGCUCUUCUGCCAGAGACGACUGAGACUCAGCACGCCAAAAACAUCUCUGAACUCCUGAGCGAGAAUAAGUACAAGCGGAGCGGUAUUCAGGAGAACAGCAGCAGUAUUUACUCUCAGAUGCCGCAAACACAGGAAACACAGUUUGCCAAACAGAUGGCGGAGCUUCAGAGUGAUGUACGUGUGUGUGUGACUCUGUGUGUUUGUGAUUGAUGUGUGUGCAUAGGCGCGGGAAGUGGGGGUGCUGAGGGUGCUGCAGCACCCCCUG
Messenger RNA from Sinocyclocheilus anshuiensis, 581 nucleotides. RefSeq names its product nebulin-like. Lineage: Eukaryota; Metazoa; Chordata; Actinopteri; Cypriniformes; Cyprinidae. The transcript is spliced from 4 exons. Gene Ontology annotation, biological process: cardiac muscle thin filament assembly. Gene Ontology annotation, molecular function: actin filament binding. Bases 26 to 526 code for a protein of 166 amino acids. Gene Ontology annotation, cellular component: Z disc. The record is from RefSeq and is a predicted model, not a curated record.